Messenger RNA from Tachyglossus aculeatus (Australian echidna), 1670 nucleotides. RefSeq names its product MANSC domain containing 1 (gene MANSC1). The coding region runs from base 100 to 1518 and encodes 472 amino acids. NCBI's taxonomy places the organism in Eukaryota, Metazoa, Chordata, Mammalia, Monotremata, Tachyglossidae. The transcript has 4 exons. The record is from RefSeq and is a predicted model, not a curated record.
GGAAUUUCCUCUCCGCAAAUCCAGGGCCGCAGCGGAGGCUGGACGGGACCGGGCCAGAGCAGGAGGGCCAGGCCGAGCCCCGGGACUGAUGCCCAGUGGAUGAGAGAAAUCCGUCCCUGGAGCGUUCCCUCCCAAAUCGACGCCGGCUGGGCGCGCCACGGCCGAAGCGGAGAGAUGACCCGCGGGGUCCAGUGGGCGCUGGCCUUGGCCGUGCUGGCGGGCCUGGGGCUGGACCCCGCCGCCGCCGGUCAGAGCUGCCCUGUCGAGAGGCAGGAGGACGUCAUCGUCGACAUCCAGGCGGCCUUCUCACGGGGGAUCCGAAGCACUGAGCCGGAGUACGUGGCCACGGAAGAAGCCUGCCUCAACGCUUGCUGUCUGACGAAAAACAUUUCCGGGGACAAGGAGUGCAAUUUGAUCAUUUUUGACACCCGGAAGAUCGUCAACCAACAAAACUGUUACCUGUUCUACUGCCCCAGUGAGGAAGCCUGCCCAAUGAAGCCAGCCAGAGGCCUGGUGAGCUACAGGAGGACUCGAGAUCUUCCACCCUUGGACAAAACCUACUUGCCAAAUAAAAACAGAAGCUCGGAAGGUGAACCAGUGGGGGUUAAAUCUGUUGCGCAAGCAGCCACAUCUGACCCACGACGUCCUCCGGGGACGAAUUCCACGGCCGUUUCGUGGGAAGGAGAGAUUUCUAAGACAUCUGGAUUACCCAAUGCCUCGAGGAAACAAUGGGACGAGAUUGACGGGCGCGCUCAGAUUCCCCCAAGCGAAAAGACAGCCGGCGGUCUGGGAUCUUCCCAGAAACAGGGAAUAGCUAAGCUGUUGCCCCAAAAGGGCUCUCCCGAUUCUACCGCCCCUGCUCAUUCUCAUCCCAAUAUGCCAACCUCUACUCUUGCUCCUCCUCCUCCUCCUCCUCAAACCACGGGGUCAACGGCUCCUCCGAUGCCCCCCUCUCCUCCUUCUCAGACCCCAGGGUCAGCCCUUACCUCCACAUCUCCUCCCCUUCAAUCUGCCCCAGAACAGAAUCCAACUAUUCCCAGAUCCCUUGUCCCUUCCCAAACCCUUCCGACAGCCACUGUCCCACCUCUGUCUACCAGCCCUGCUGGCCCCCUGAGUCUAUCCCAGACUCCUGUGGUCUCAUCCGCCACCCCUACUCCUCCAGGUGGGCGAGCGGUUUCAGAAACAGCGGGCAUUGGGACCACCCCCUCCGUUACAGCUGCCGACACGGGCGCUCAAAACACCUCCCUUUCAGGUGCUUUGGCUACCUCUGCCGUCCAUCCAGUUGGCCCUUGGGACUCGGGGAAGGCCGCUUUCGAACGCUCCCACCCUGAUGAGGCCUCUGUGGAUGGAUCCAACCUCCAGCUAGAUAAGUGGGCCCUCCUCGGGGCGCUGGUCGCUGGGGUCUCCUUCCUGGCGGUUGGCAUCGCCAUCCUUGGCCGCAAGCUCUUCGAGUCCCUUCAGAGAAAACGCUACUCCAGGCUGGAUUAUCUGAUCAACGGAAUCUACCUGGGCAUUUAGCGAGGACGCGUUCUUGCGCGGUCCUCGGCCCGUGAAUUUGAAGGGAUCUUGCCCCCUUCCAGUGGCCGUUCCUGGGGAACCGUGAGUUAGGGAAGGAGCACGGGCCUGCAAAUCGGAGGACCUGGGUUCUAAUCCCGCUCUGCCACGUGUCU